AUGGGACAUGCGACAGUGUUUGUGAACCUUGAAGGAUUUAAUUUUAUUACUGAUCCGGUUUGGGCUUCAAGAGUGUCGCCUUUCACUUGCAUUGGCCCUAAAAGAUAUCGACCGCCUCCAUGUAGAAUUGACCAACUUCCAAAGGUUAGUUCUUGAUUUUUUCGGAAUUUUGUGUCGUCAAGGCGUUAAAUCUGCGUGUAUUAAGGUUCGAAUUUAAUUUUCAGCUAGACUUCGGAGUGAUAUCUCAUAAUCAUUAUGAUCAUAUGGAUCGGAAAGCAAUCAAAACGAUCUCCCAACGAUUUCCCGACAUGAAGUGGUUCGUUCCAAAAGGUCUGAAAAACACGAUGAGAAAGUUUGCUCACGGCAACGAAAUUUACGAACUUAUUUGGUAUGUUGUGGGCUACUAUAAAAUUUACUCCAAAGCCUGAAUAACGACGAUUCCUUUAGGGGUGAAAAUUUUACCUUGGUCAGGGACGGAAGUCAGAUUCAAAUCUGGUGUGUGCCCGCUCAACAUUGGAGUACUCGAUGCAUCUUUGACAAGGACAAAUCGUUAUGGAGUGGAUGGGCUGUAACGGGUCAGGAGAAGCGAUUUUAUUUCGCUGGGGACACCGGAUUCUGCGAAGAGGAAUUUGGAAAAAUCGGGAGAAUUUUAGGGCCAUUUGAUUUGGCCGCAAUUCCUAUUGGAUGUUACACUCCAAGGUCAGUUAUAUAAUAUUGUAAUUAGAAAAGUUUAAUAUUUUUUGAUAUCUUUCAGACAUAUCGUGAAGCCGCAACACAUCAAUCCUGAGGCCGCCGUUAAAGUUCAUCAACUGGUUAGAGCCAAACAAUCGAUAGGAAUACACUGGGGAACUUAUAAAAUGGGGUCGGCUGAAGUGAGUCAAACACAAACCACUUGUUUCUGUUCAAAGUUCGAAGAGUAAUUAUCAAUUUUUAGCCCUAUUUGGAGCCGAAAACUUUGCUCGCCGAAGAGGUUGCACUCGCCGGUCUUCCAGCAGAUGCUAUGAUAACUGUUGAACACGGCGCCACAUGGACUGAAAGCAAAAAAAAAACAACAUACUAA
Molecule: messenger RNA, 1060 nt
Organism: Bursaphelenchus xylophilus (pine wood nematode)
Lineage: Eukaryota; Metazoa; Nematoda; Chromadorea; Rhabditida; Aphelenchoididae
Source: the annotation of a GenBank genome assembly